AUUAAUUUAAUACUAAACAGUUAAGUAUCAACUGCAUAAAGGAUACGAUGUCAAAAACUAAUAAAACAUCGCCCAAAACAAUAUACUGUGAACGCUACAAAAGACACUUGCGCGCUUUUAACAGCUUCGACCAAAAUGAUUGUCGAACUGUGAAAAAAGUGAUUGUAUCAAAGAAAAUAUGCUCCUCAAAUGGUGAAAAAAGUUUUUCUACAGGAGUAAUAAGUAGUUACAAUGGUUCAGCAAUGGCUACCACCAAGAAAACCGCUAGAUCUGAUGUGAUUUUCGAUCAGAAUACGACUUGCAAUUCAAAAAUAGAUUACUGUAAAAAGUGUGGUGAUGUGGCCUCUAACACUGAAGUCAACUCAAAGUCAAAUUCAAAUAGAUCUCAGAAAAAGCUCCAAAAACUAUCUAAGCAUAAUUAUAAUGACAAUAUUUGGACCAAAGCUACUACAAGUAAUACAAACAAAUCUUCAAUUAAAAAUAAAUGUGAUAGUAAACCAUUACAACAAUAUUAUAGAAACGAAAAGUUUAAUCAAUCUACUGACUCAUUUCUGGCCGCUGGUGAUAAUAUUAAAAAAACAUCAAAAGAAUCCCUUAAUACAAUCAUAGAAAAACCAGAAAAAAUAUCUGGCAGCAGAUCCACUAUUUUUCAAAUAUAUCCCGAAAAUUAUGAAGAAGAAUUAGGUUUUAUUGAUCCAGCAGAUAAUGAAAAUAUAAAAAGAUUAAGAUUAUUCAGGAAAAAUAAUUAUUUUGAAUGCCAUUCUGUUAAAUCUAGACUUUGUUCUAAAGGCAGUGUUACCAGUUUGAAUAAACAUAAAUGCUUAUACAGAUUCUAUUUAAAUGACCGAUUAUUUCCUGUACCGCUAAACACAGAUCAUCAAGAAAACAUUAGAUGUAUUGAAUGUCAAUUGCCAUUAGAAAACAAUAAUGAAAACUCCCAAAUAAAUGGUACAGUACAAGCUAAGGUGAAAUUGAAUGGAGAAAUUCAAGAUAUGUUACUAAUGUUGCCAGUUAAAAAAUCUUUGAUAGUAAAAGAGAGGAGAAAAGUGCUGCCAGUUAAUAAAGACUACGAGUCACUAUAUUUUGGUAUAAUAAAACUCAAUUUAAAUGGAGAUUCUAAGUUCAAUAGGAACUUGCCAAGUGACUCCUUGGCUUUGAGAUAUCAAAAAGGAUAUAAAGAAUUGACCGAGACUAAGAAGUAUGAAUAUGAUUCUAUUGGGAAAGAUGAUAUUAUUAUUAUAUGAUGAAAUAGCAAGGAAUUGUAUAUUUUUUUGGGAUAAAAACCCAUUUAUCUCUACUGAAGAUAAGACUACUGUAAGGUCUGACUUUCAAAGUUAUUAUAUUAAUUCUACUUUUUAUUUUAAUUAUAUAAUUAUUAAUACAUAAU
Molecule: messenger RNA, 1387 nt
Organism: Pararge aegeria (speckled wood butterfly)
Lineage: Eukaryota; Metazoa; Arthropoda; Insecta; Lepidoptera; Nymphalidae
Exons: 1
Coding region: 48-1244 (398 amino acids)
Source: RefSeq, a predicted model, not a curated record